GGCUGUGGCUGUGAGAUGAGUCACCUUUCUCUGGGAGGAGGAAAAAAAACCAUCAGCUCCAACACGUACACUGAUCGCAGGAGGACUGACUGACUCUUGACUGACUUGAGGAUCGCCCAGGGUCUGGGUCCUGUGGGGUUGUUUAUUUCCAGGUCCAAGUCGGCUUUGGAUCAGCUCAGCACUGACUGCAACAGAAGUUAAAAAGACAAGUCGCCUCAACCUCUGAGCAACUCUCCCAGCAAAAGAGCUACAGUUCCACUCCACUGGGCCAAGGAUCCAGCAGCUGACUUCAGCAAAGGAACGAUGGAGUCUGUUAGCAAGAUGUGUCAUAACACAAUGACCACCACAAAUCUGUCAGCUGGCGGAGAACUCGCACUAGACCCACUGGUGACAUGCAAGUUAUGCCUUUGUGAAUAUUCUUUCGACAGAAUGACCACCUUGCAGCAAUGUGACUGUUCCUUUUGCACAAUGUGCAUGAAGCAGUAUGUAGAGUUGAUGAUCCGAGAAGGCUGUGGGUCUCCUGUCACAUGCCCAGACAUGGCCUGUUCUAAACUGGGUGUCCUGCAGGAUGCAGAGAUUACAUGUUUGGUCCCUGCUGAUCUGCUCCAGCUGUACCAGAAACUGAAAUGUGACCGAGAAGUUCAUCUUGAUCCCUUCAGAACGUGGUGUCCUGAAUCUCAGUGCCAGGCUGUGUGCCAGGUUGAAGCAUCUGAUUCCGACCGGCCUGUGCAAGUGAAUUGCCCCUCCUGCCACACACAGUUUUGUUCCGUCUGCAAGGCCGGCUGGCAUCCGGGGCAAACGUGCCAGGAGAGCCUGCCAAUCACGGCCUCCAACGUAGAGGACAGUGGUAUUCCGAUCAGCAGUGACACCGAUGCUCCCAUCAAACAGUGCCCGGUGUGCCAUGUCUUCAUCGAACGAAACGAAGGCUGCGCUCAAAUGAUGUGUAAGAACUGCAAGCACACCUUCUGCUGGUAUUGCCUUCAAAAUUUGGAUAAUGACAUUUUCCUGAGACAUUAUGACAAAGGACCCUGCCGAAAUAAGUUAGGUCACUCCAGGGCAUCUGUCAUUUGGAAUCGAACCCAGGUUGUUGGGAUUCUGGUUGGUUUAGGCUUGAUUGUCCUGGUCACGUCUCCACUGCUUCUACUGGCCUCCCCCUGCAUCAUCUGCUGCGCAUGUAAGUCCUGCAGAGUUAAGCGGAAACACCACCGUCCCCCGUCUCCUUAAACCGAGGGAAAACGGGAUCCUGUGAUCUUCCCGUGCUAAGCCUCUCAUCAGUCCACCUUGCCAUUCACUCAGAAGGAGAACCUGCUGAAUUCAAUGCUGCAGAAACCAUGUGUGAUAAGGGUUAUGGGGGUGGGGAGGGUUUGGCGAAGACUUUAGAGGUAUGAGUGCAGCAGCUGACUGGGAGCAAGUUACACAAAGGUGGAAUUUUAUGCAAGGAAGGACGGUGUUCUUCAGCUGUCAAUGAUAAUGCAAGAUAUAGCACGUAGCACUUAAUAAUCUGAGUGUGGACUGCUUCUGGCCCUUUCUCCGCCUUCCUGCUUCAGUGCUGUGGUACUUCACCAUUGCCAUGGUAACAAUGGGGGCACAGCACAGCGGGGAGCAGGACAAGUGUCACUUGGGGAGGAAAAAUCACCAGUUCAGUUUCAUUUGGGACCCGUUUUUUUUCAAUACUGAAAACGAACUGUGAAAAAAUGGCUUCUAAAUUCAGAAUGAGUUUAACAAUUUUCCAGAAAUUCUGCGUUGGGUUUAAGAUGUCUGUUCCUUAUGAUGCUUACCAAGAUGCAGUUAUGUGUUUUGCCUACAAAAUAUAC
This is a messenger RNA of Callorhinchus milii (elephant shark), 1814 nucleotides long. Its product is annotated as E3 ubiquitin-protein ligase RNF144B. Gene Ontology annotation, molecular function: ubiquitin conjugating enzyme binding; ubiquitin protein ligase activity; zinc ion binding. The record is from RefSeq and is a predicted model, not a curated record. NCBI's taxonomy places the organism in Eukaryota, Metazoa, Chordata, Chondrichthyes, Chimaeriformes, Callorhinchidae. Gene Ontology annotation, biological process: positive regulation of proteasomal ubiquitin-dependent protein catabolic process; protein polyubiquitination; ubiquitin-dependent protein catabolic process. Gene Ontology annotation, cellular component: mitochondrial membrane; ubiquitin ligase complex; cytoplasm. Bases 304 to 1224 code for a protein of 306 amino acids. The transcript has 8 exons.